ACCAAUACCAUGCAUGCAUGAGACAGCCAGCUAUAUACAUAUAUAUAUAUAUAUAGCUAUAUAGCUUACUGAUUGAAUUCGGAAAGCUACAAGGAGAUAUUAGGAUUUGAGAUCGAUGGGGCGUUGGAUCAAACCGGAGGUGUAUCCUCUAAUGGCUGCAAUGAGUUUCGUCACGGGGAUGGUUGUGUUUCAGCUUACAAGGAACAUGCUCAGGAACCCUGAUGUCAGAAUAAACAAAGCCCACCGGGGCACGGCCGUACUCGACAACGAAGAGGAAGGGGAGAAGUACGCCCAACACGGCCUCCGCAAGUUCCUCCGCACGCGGCCGCCGGAGGUCAUGCCUUCCAUCAACCACUUCUUUUCCGACACCAAAUAGACCCACGCACGUACCCGGCAUUCUGUAGAUAUAUAAUUAAUUCGUCUGGAGGAGAAAGCAUAAGCAUAUACGCUCAUGUUGUUCUGUCUGCUUCAUGCUUGUUUGUUCUCUUUUUUAUUGUUUAUCUUCUUAUUUUAUGUAUAACAAUAGCCCCAUAAGUGGACAAAGAUGAAGCCACAAACCCAACAAAAAUGGGACCUGAAAUUUGAGUAAUGAUAGCCUGAUUAUGUAUUCAAGAA
Diospyros lotus (date-plum) is the source of this 615-nucleotide messenger RNA. RefSeq lists its product as uncharacterized. NCBI's taxonomy places the organism in Eukaryota, Viridiplantae, Streptophyta, Magnoliopsida, Ericales, Ebenaceae. Bases 116 to 376 code for a protein of 86 amino acids. The record is from RefSeq and is a predicted model, not a curated record. The transcript has 3 exons.